Molecule: messenger RNA, 930 nt
Organism: Cryphonectria parasitica EP155
Lineage: Eukaryota; Fungi; Ascomycota; Sordariomycetes; Diaporthales; Cryphonectriaceae
Exons: 6
Coding region: 1-930 (309 amino acids)
Source: RefSeq, a predicted model, not a curated record
AUGCCCGCUCGCUGGCCUCGGGCCCCCCGAGGCACUAAUCCGUCGCUGGCCAGGUCAGCAAUCAAGCAUGGCUGCUUGCGCUUCAACAAGGUUGGUACUCUCCUGUCGGAGGAUCUGCGGCUCAGGGCUGACGCCAUCAACAUUGACCAGAAUCUGUGGCCGCCGCUGGUGGUGGCGAUGGUUGUGGUGGCGGAAGGUGCGGCGGCAAGGGACGACACCACCCACCCCCUUCGGAUCUCCUCUGGGUCCUUUCUCCCCAGGCCACAAGGACAGCUUCGUGCUUGGCGAACCAGCCUUCAUGGCCAGGGCGAGCCCGUGGCCCAUGAUACAGAAGUGACCAUGGGUCACGGGCAGGCCCGCCCUGGCAACAUCCAAGGCCCGCACCGGGCCUGUGAUGCUCUUCACGCCAUGUCUCAGCUCGCCUCCCAGCCCAAGCCCGGCCCCAGAACGCCUCGAGGACCUUCGCCGGACCAGACAGGACCGCAGACGCGCGGGAUGCUGACGAACUUGCAGAGAGCCUGCCAGCUGCCUACUCGGCUAGCCACUUGGUGUCAGGGACGCUGCGUGUUCUCCUGGCUAGAGAGGCCAUCUCGGCCAGCCUGGAAGACAGGCAGUGCAGGAAGGCAGGCAGUGCAAGAACUCGUUGAGGCGGGCGGCCAGGGUGGUCACCUGAUGCCAGGGCACGAGGCCGGGCGUAACAAGGCUGACGAUGCGUUGAGGCAGGACCCUACCAUGACAGGACGAUGUGCCCUGACAUGGGCCGAUAUGUUCCAGCGCGCCGAGGACUGGCUAGACGACCAUCUCUCUAUCUUCUUGCGUGCAGAGCUGCAGGGCAGUCGACUGCUGGGAGCGGCGGCCGCGGCCCCCCAGGACCAGCGCUCGGGGCCUGCUUGGCCUCCUCACCCUGAUUUUUCAAAAUGGUCCUCAUAG